Molecule: messenger RNA, 4679 nt
Organism: Balaenoptera acutorostrata (minke whale)
Lineage: Eukaryota; Metazoa; Chordata; Mammalia; Artiodactyla; Balaenopteridae
Gene: TMEM178B
Product: transmembrane protein 178B
Exons: 5
Coding region: 1658-2542 (294 amino acids)
Cellular component (GO): membrane
Source: RefSeq, a predicted model, not a curated record
CCCGAGCGAGCACAGCAGCGGCUUCCUACAGCGCCCGCAACCGGGCGAUGCGAUUUCCCGAGCCUCCCGGGCGCAGCCUGGGCUCUCGCUCCCCGACACCGGCCGAGACCGCAAGGCCCCGGAGCCGCCGCGGCUAGAGGAGGAGGCCGGGAGGGGAAGCUGAGCGACCCAGCCUCCCUCCCCCACCCUCGCCCCAUUCACCUCGGCGACCACCUCGCCGGGAGCCUGAUCGUGGAAGGCCAAGGCUGGGAUGCGAUUCUCUGUACGCUGCCGAGUGAGCCGGCAGCUCAUCUCCUGGGUGGGCUGCGAAGAAAAUGCUGCAAUCUGAGAGCGGCUGACCCCAGUUGGGCAGCGCAGACGGGGUGCUAGAGUUCCGGGGCUCAGGUGUAAGGAGAAGGGGGCGGAUUGUGUUGAAGGGCCGGGGCAGUUGUUUUUCUGGGUACCAGCAGCUCCCGGGCAACACGUUCCCGGGGCUACCCGGGAGCCAGAUGAAGUGAGGCGGAGGCGCCGCGGGAGAGGCGGGUCUGAAGGUGGCCGGGUGGACACUCCAGGAGGAAGACCGCACUGGGGAGGGCGGCAUGACGCCCCGGGGACUGGCUGCUUGGCUGGCGGGGCGCAGCCGUCGCGCGACCUGUCCAUGGUGUUGAAGGCGCCCUGCGCCGAGCUCCGCGAGCCCCGCGUGGUGCGCCCUGCCGGGUGCGCCCUCCUCGGCGCAGCCCGCCUCUCGCGCCCGCGAGCUGCCGCCCCGUCGCCGCAAACCCCCGGCCAAGGCUCGUCCGGUAACGCCGUCCGGGUGACCGCACCGUCGGCCCGAGGGGCCGCCUGAAUGGCGAAGCAAGAGGCAGACGACCCGGGAGCUCGCGGGGAAAGGUCGGCCGAGACCGUGCGCCGACUGGGAGCCCGCCUCUGAGCGCAGCGCGCUGGCCAGAAGGAGCAAAGGACCUGCUGGUGACCAGAGGACAGAGAUUUUUAAAAGACCCGACCCAGAGACGAAGAAAAUUUCUUCUCUCGCAGACCGGAAGGGGGAGAGUGGCUGAGAGGGAGACCCAGGCGGGACGCAGGGCAGGCAGCCCUGGCAUCUGGAGGUUUCCUUCGCUGGCCGGCCGCAUCGCGGGUGUUUCAGUUCAUCCUGUCGUCUAGCGGCUCCUCCUGAUAGACACUCUCCUCCCCCAGCCCCCUCCCAAGAAGGCCAAGCGAGUGGGUCCCGUCGCCACCCUACACAAAGAAAGCCCAGGAGCCCAGCCGCAGCCGAGGGCAUUCGGUGUUUGGUUUCCGGCCCGAGGGCAGCGUCGCCCGAAGCCCGGCUGAGUGCGGCCGCGGCCGGUUCGGAGCAGUCGCUUCCUGCCGAGCCGGGAGGGGGCGGGAGGCGGCCGUGUCUGGCUCGCCGCCGCCUGAGGCUGCACCUGCUCCGCAGGAUGCGCAGAGGCUUGCCGGAGCCUCUCCGGAUGAGAACUUUUUAGGCUGCCCGCCCGCGUUCCCGCAGUCCCUGGGCUGCGCACCGGCAGCCGGGGGCCGAGGGGGCGCCGCUGCGCGAGCCCCCCUCCCGCCCUCUCCCCCUCCUUGGCUCGGCAGCCCGCCCGCAGCUGUGUUCCGGGCGCGCGGAGGGAAGGCGAGGCUGCGGCGGGUCAUGCCCACGGUGUAGCCGCGAAGCGGAGGCAUGGCUGCCGGAAGGUUCCUGCUCUACACGGGCCUCUCGCUAGCGCUCUGCGCCCUGGGCAUGCUGGCCGUGGCCGUCUGCUCAGACCACUGGUACGAGACGGACGCCAGGAAGCACAGGGACAGGUGCAAGGCCUUCAACACGCGCCGGGUCGACCCUGGCUUCAUUUACAACAACAACAACAACUUGCCGCUCCGGGCCAGCCGCUCGCGCCUGGACCGCUGGGAGGGCACACUCCUCCGCGCCCGGAAUCGCCGGCAGCUCUUCGCCAUGAGCCCCGCCGACGAGUGCAGCCGGCAGUACAACUCCACCAACACGGGCCUCUGGAGGAAGUGCCACCGACAGGGCUUCGACCCGGAGAUCGCGGCCCUGAUUCGGAAAGGAGAAAUUGAGCGAUGCACGUACAUCAAAUACCACUACUCCUCAGCCACCAUCCCCAGGAACCUCACCUUCAACAUCACGAAGACCAUCCGCCAGGAUGAGUGGCACGCCCUGCACCUGCGUAGGAUGACGGCCGGCUUCAUGGGCAUGGCGGUGGCCAUCAUUCUCUUCGGCUGGAUCAUCGGUGUGCUGGGCUGCUGCUGGGACCGAGGCCUGAUGCAGUAUGUGGCAGGGCUUCUCUUCCUCAUGGGAGGAACUUUCUGCAUCAUUUCACUGUGCACCUGUGUGGCCGGGAUCAACUUUGAGCUGUCACGCUACCCACGCUACCUGUAUGGACUCCCCGACGACAUCAGCCAUGGCUACGGAUGGUCCAUGUUCUGUGCUUGGGGGGGCCUGGGCCUCACGCUAAUCUCGGGAUUCUUCUGUACCUUGGCCCCUUCUGUCCAACCUGUCCCGAGGACCAACUGCCCCAAAUCCAGACCCGAGAAUGGGACAGUGUGCUAAAAAAAAAAAAACCCAUACAUAUAUAUAUAUAUAUAAAUAUAUAUAUAAAUAUAUAUAUAAUAUACAUAUAUACAACAAAACUCAAUCACGAUGAUGCCAGUGCCGAGGCAGAGUGGAGCUGGCUCAGGCACCUGCAUCUCGUCGGACUUUGUGUUGCCUCAUCACCGAGAUGGGGAAGGCGUCCCCAUCACGUGGCUCUUCCAUCAGUUCUUAACUUUUGGCUCCGUGGUUUCUUGAAGACAUCACCACUCGAGAUAGUCCCGAUUGCCGUCACUCACGAGGAUGGGGUGGUGGGCUGGGAAGGGACGGUGCCCGUGGUCUGGGGUGGCACGGGUGUAGACAAGGACGUGCCCUCCGCUGGGCUGGCAGGAGGGGACAAUACCCCAACACCGAUCAUAUCAGAGAAACGAUGCCCUUAGUUCAUAGAAUGUAACCAGAUCUUUGAGGCCAUUUCCAGAACCAUUUUCUUCUCCUGCCCUUCCCGUUCUGAUUUCCUUCCUGGCCGACCAGUGACACACAAGAAGUGGAAGAGAAAACACACCGAGAAGGGAGUUUUCUCUUUGCUGCCAAACUUUUGGACAAAGUUCCGGAGGUGGGAAGGGGGAGAGCACAGCAUGCUGAGAGACAAGAUCCGCAUCGACGAGAGGACACUUCAGUGGAUGCUCAGAAAACCCAGUCUUACCUUCCAGCUGCCUUACGCCCAGUUAAGCAAGAGGCCACCCUGCCCCGAACCCCAUCUGCACUCCCCAGGAAGAUCGGAGCCUUGGAGUAACGCUGUAAUUGCAGCUGAAAUUCCCAGAGGGCAGAACCAAGGACAAAACCACUGGGCAGAGGACCUGUGGUGCUUCACAUCCCAGUUCUGGGACGUCAUGGGAUUUAGUCCUCUAAUUUUGGAAGUUCAAGACACAGCUGGGUACACGAGCCAUGAGCGAAGAGGGGGAACACAGUUCAAGAGGGAGAAGGAAAGUGGCCUCUGUUGCUGUUGGAAAGUCCAUAUACCAGACAAGACCUUUCACUUCCCAUCACAGAAGCUGUCCUUUGUCACUGGACGUCCACCCCUUUUGUAGGGGUGACCUCUGUACAGAUGAAAGAAAAUGGGUCACCUGCAGAGAGAGCCGCCAUGUCCCAUGGACUCCAGUUUGUAUGAUAUUGUGUAAAUUCAUGGAGAACUCUUGACUCUUGCCAUCUUCUUCCUUUUCCUCUUGGUAUUCAAGGCCUUGAACCCCCAAGUAGCCAUCUUGGUGGCUAGCACCCAAACAGAGGUGGCCUCAGUCCGGCCCGGUGUCUCAGGCUCGGUUGAGCGCAUUGGCACUGCAGGGGUUGGCGAGCUGUGGAGCCAGCCAGCGGGUUGUGAAAGCUGGGGGGACAGGAGUCUGCCAGCAAGAGUGGGCAGCAGCAGCUGACCGUCACCUCAGUGACCCCGCGGGGGCCGAGCAGCCCUGGGGAGGCAAGGAGAGAAUCCCCCGAGCCGUCCAGCCAUGGGUCAACCGUGUAGCCGAGAAUUCAGUUGCUUCAUUACUGAAUGUGCUCUGGGAACUUUGCCACCCACUCAGCAGCCUUUCUUCCCAGCCAUGCCCUCUGUUUCAUCUAUCUGUCCUCUACCCUGCCUCCCCUCCAGAUCCCCCCUUUUCUCACCUGUGAACCAUUUCCCUUCUCCCUCUUCCAUCCACCAGGCUCCAAGUCCCGCCUCUCUCCUCAUCUGCUCUUUUUGACUGUGUGUGUGCGUGUAAUUCACAACCACAAAGGACAUCUGAUGUGCGUGGAUGGGUCUGAGUGUGGGUCUCUGUGUGUGUGUAUCUCUCUGGUGCAUUUUGUGUACAUUUGUGUCAGUAUGUACCUGGACGCAGAUGUGCGGUGUACUACUCAAGACUUCCUUGCUGGCGACACGGAUCAGCUUCUGCAAAAAGGCUCAUGUGUGAGUGAGUGCCCCGUGCGUGGGGAGCUAGGAGAUGACGGGGCAGGAAAUGCUGUUAGCUCCUAAUUGCACUUCUAAGGAUGAUUUAUAAAACAAAGGAUGUAUUCUAUGAGAAGGGAGAUAAUUUUCAGGAAAACCCAGUGUUUCAAUUGUACAGGGAAUUUAAAAAAAUAAUAAUUUGCUUUGAAAAGUUAGAUUUCCCACUUCAGGGGAAGGGCAUAC